Molecule: messenger RNA, 627 nt
Organism: Dentiscutata heterogama
Lineage: Eukaryota; Fungi; Glomeromycota; Glomeromycetes; Diversisporales; Gigasporaceae
Source: the annotation of a GenBank genome assembly
AUGGAGAAAUUUGAAUUAUUUGCAAAUCCCAUUACAAGAUCAAAUAGCCCAGACUCCGAAACUAGAAGCACAAGUGCAAAAAGUAAUAAUAAAAACUCUAAUAUGCCUACUAUUAAAAAAACUAAGGUAUGGAGCUACUUUGAAGAAAAAAAAAUAAUAGAAUCUAUUCAAAACCUUGAUAAACAAAAAGUUAAUAUUGAAGUCACAUAUGCUAUUUGUCAAAUAUUAAAUAAUUUAGAUAAAGAACAUUGUAACAUUCGAUUAAAAACUUCAAGUGGCUCGACAUCAAGCUUAAUAACUCAUCUCUUAAGUGCUCAUGGUAUUACACAGAAUAGGCCUGGAUUAUCUGGACCAGACAGUGACAACAGCAAAAGACACCAAGCUGAGACUGCCCUUUGCAAUAAAUAUAAUAAGAUUAAAUCUUUUUAUAAAGCCUCAACAUCAUCUGAUAAAUCUUUUAGCCCUUGUGAAGAUCAAGACAAACAAGAAAGGCAACUUCAGAUUUAUCAAAAAACAUUUUUUAAGAUAGUUUUUAUACAAGAUACUUCUAAAAAGUUAAAUGAUGAGCUUGAUAAUUAUCUUUCUUUACCCGAAAUCCAUUAUAAAUCUGACCCUUUUAACUGGUGA